AUGGUCAGGGAGGCGCCGUUGCUGAAAUACGAUACCGAGCAGAGCAUAGCCGCCAACGAAGGCGGCUUCGGCUUUCAUGCGGAAAUGCUCGCAAAGAUGGCAAAAAUGAACGACAAGAUCGAGAAACUCGAAUCCCAUUCCCAGAAACUCGAAUCCCAUCGCCAGAGCCAUCUGGAUCUCCGGCAGAGGGCCGUUUCCACGUGGGUGCGAAAUGCAUUUGGCAAAGACACAGAACACCGGAAGGAGGAAACCCGCAGACUGAACAGAGAUAUCAUCGACCGUGGCGACGUGCGAUCCGAUGCCAUGGUAGUUACUGAGCGCUACAAGAAAAACAGCAUCGAAAGGCAAAGUUUCCGUACUCUAUAUGGCCUCACGCCGGAGAAUGUGAAGGAUCUUGACCAGCCAAAGUGCUACGGAGCUCUGCAGGCGUUAGAUAGAGUGGCCUCUAUCCUGCUCACAGACGCUCGGACAAGCCUCCCUAACGAGGCGAUAUGGAAGGAACGCGAGGAUCUUGUCGCCCUGCUGCUGGAGGAGAGAUAUGAAGAGGCUGAGAAGAUGAGCAGCACUUUUCUUUGUGACGACGAGUCGUCUGUGGCUGAAGAGUAG
Penicillium riverlandense is the source of this 606-nucleotide messenger RNA. RefSeq lists its product as uncharacterized. Bases 1 to 606 code for a protein of 201 amino acids. NCBI's taxonomy places the organism in Eukaryota, Fungi, Ascomycota, Eurotiomycetes, Eurotiales, Aspergillaceae. The transcript is spliced from 2 exons. The record is from RefSeq and is a predicted model, not a curated record.